UUUAAAAAAAUUACACUUACUGACAUAAUUGCAAGUUAGCAUAGUUUUAGAAAUACAACGACCUCAUGUACUCUUGACCCAGUUUCCCCAAUUGUAAUGUCUUGUACAACUACAUAGCACACAACCAGGUUACUUGACAUCCAUAAGGUCAAAAUAUAAGCAGUACAGGAGCACCUCUAUGAUUGCUAGAUGAUAUGCUGCCCAAAUCACAAAUGAUUUAAUAAAGCCAAUUAUAUCUUCAAAUUUAUAUUAGAAAAAUAAAGAUACCAAUAGUUUCAUCAAGAGUCCCUCACCUAUCCUUUUAUAGCCACACCAACCCCCACCCCCAACUAAAUGUGCUGACGUGAUUUACUCAGACCGCAACAACAAUCACGCCAAGGAACAAGAUCCAGCGCUGGGAGAGUAAAUGCAGACGGACAGGCCAGGCCUCCUGCCCAGGGUGUAUAAAGACACCUGAGUCUGCCCGGGGCUAACUACAGCCUUCCACGCGGGCUGCAGGCCCCACCCCUUGCGCCACAACCGAACUACAGCGGUGAACAGCUACCGUCACCACAGAACCGGAAGUGAAAUGCAGCUCUCGGCCUAAGAUGGCGGGUAUCCACCGCGAACUGCAGGACUACUUGGCGCAGGGGAAAGCGGGCGGACAGGCAGCCACAGAGCCGCUGCUCAUCGCGGAAAAGGCAGAGGAAACCGAGGCGGGAGACGGGACAGUAGGGGCGUGGCUGGCCCUGCGCUGGAAGUGGGCGCGGAGCACCACGGGGCCGGAGACGGGCCUCACUUGUCUGCCCAAAGUGACGCGCGCGCAGCGGCUGGCGGCGAGCGGCGUGUGUCUGCUACUGGCCACGCUCUGCUUCGGCCUGGCCGCGUGCUACGUGCCCGUGCUGCUGCUGCGCGCCCGCAAGUUCGGAAUACUCUGGUCGCUAGGCUCCGCGUUAGCCCUGGCUGGAGGAACGAUGCUGCGGGGCGGGACAGCGUACAAGUGUCUACUGAGUUGCGAGGAGGCGCCCUCAAGGGCUGUGAUGUUCUACGUGGCUGCGCUGGGCGCUACGCUGUACGCGGCGCUGGGCUUACGCAGUACGUUCCUCACGGCACUAGGCGCCUGCGCACAGGUGGCCGCGCUGUUGGCUGCCUUGAUUGACCUGCUUCCUCGAGGCGCCGGCACCGCACUUCGCUUACUGCUGGGGCGGAUGUGCUCCAGUAGCGGCCUUGCCAAAACGCUACCAGUUUGAGAAUCCAGCGCCAGCUCCCAGACCACGCAGGCAGAGACCGCCUUCACCGUGCCAGCCAAUCUGUAGACACGGAGCGGCAGAUAAGAGCAGUUUCGAAAGAUCAAUUUCAGCUUUUUCUUCUACACUCGGUAGCUUGUGCUCUGAAAAUGAGACUUGGUCAUUGAGUUGGUGAUUUGCUAUAAAACAUGAAUUGCUUAUGCAUUAACUAUGGUUAAUGUAAGACACAGUAAAUGUAAGCUCUCAGUAUUAAAAAAAUGCCACUAAUUAGCUGCCCUUGUGACCCUUCUUAGAUUUUUCUUUUACCUUAUAUUAAAAAUAUAGUGGU
Molecule: messenger RNA, 1554 nt
Organism: Phyllostomus discolor (pale spear-nosed bat)
Lineage: Eukaryota; Metazoa; Chordata; Mammalia; Chiroptera; Phyllostomidae
Gene: SFT2D3
Product: SFT2 domain containing 3
Exons: 2
Coding region: 588-1229 (213 amino acids)
Biological process (GO): vesicle-mediated transport
Cellular component (GO): membrane
Source: RefSeq, a predicted model, not a curated record